AUGGCCAAAUCCAACAAGGAUCCUGAUUAUGAAGCUGAUGGGUUCGGUGAUACGCCAUCUGACAACUCAUAUCGGUGUAGCAGUGACACUGAUGAGAGCAACGCUAGUUUGCUUGAAACGAACUUAAUGCUCUCGGAUAAAUUGAUUCUCCCGAAAGAUCUAUGUGAUAGUGCUGCAGUAUUCGACGAAUUCUUCGCACCUUUUUUAUGGGAAAUGUUGCCGCCCUCAGCGAGAAGCCAUUUAUUAAAAUUUUUACCAAUUGCUCUUGGAGACCGUACAUCUGCAACAAAGAUAGUAAACGAUCUACUAACGCAUGGAAUGGACCGCUUUGGCGUAGACCCAAUCGCAGUUUUUCGUUCUAAUCUAGCUGAAGGAAACUAUCGACAAGACAUAGCAAAGCUGCGACGCAAUUUAUGCAAAUCACUCAACAAAGAGAUACGAAUGUUGGAAGUGCAGAAAAUGGCUCGCUUGUCUCAUAACGUAGUAUUGUGUAGAGAAACUACGUUUUCCAAUGAACUGCAAAAAAAUACUAACAACGUAUUGUCACAUUUUAAGCCAAAGUUUGCUUUACGACCUCGUAAGCGAUCGAGUCUACAACACCAGGAAAAAUUUGAAUUGCAUAAAUCACGAAUAAUAGCUAAGAAACGAUAUGUGAGUGAAAUUUUAAAUAUUACGGAAACUGUUGGAAUACCAUUAAGUUUGUCUGACGAAGAAGACUGCCUUGGUGCCCUACCUCCUGGCCCAGUUCGCAAGAAUCGAAGAAUGUUCGGGGGGGGUACUGGACCCUCAUCCAUAAUUGCGAACGAUCACGUUAUUAGCAUGGCAACAGGAAACGUCGGCACUGGCAAACGAGGAGUAGUCCAAGGAGGUGUGAGUAACGGAAGCACCAUUAACUCAUUUGACGGAGCAUCAUUUACCCCUCCUAAGUUGUUUGUAGUAACAGAAAAACACUAUAAUCGAUUGUUACUGCAGCAUCGCAAGCGCAAAUGGAAGGAGCCUCACCAUCCAGAAAUGAUUUUGAAUGGGCUGAAAUUAAAAGAAGUGGUACUACGUACACAGUUAGCUGCAGGGUAUCGAAGAAUAUUACCGCUUCCAAAGGUGUACAUUCGCCAAGAAAUUAAGAACGAAAAUGCUGUGGAUAGUGUGACUGACACGAUGCUUUAUUCUUUACGAGGAUUUGUCGAACUGAAGGAAAAACUGAAGGAAGAGGAACUAAAGGAGAUGGAAAUGGUUCCACUAAAAGAAGAAAUGGAUAACGAGAAACCAUUGAAACGACAAACUGUAAAAAGCUACAUUACAGAUUCCCAAAAUGCUUCGUUACAAAAUUGUGAAUCAGAUAAAAAAAUUGUAGAAAUCCAAGAAAGUAAAACGAUUGCGGGCAAGCCACUAACCGAUCUUGUUCAAAUCACGACAGAAGCCACACAUCAAGCUCCAAUAUCCUCAUUACGAAGUCGCCCACUAAUUGCAAUAUCGAUUACUGAAAGUGUCAGCGAAAAAACAGUAUCAGCAAGUCCAAAAGGCUUACUAAAUAGCACUCACUCAUGUUUUCUCUCCCUCGUCAGAGAUCUUUUCUGUACAACGCCCGAUCAUCGAUCGUCAAUGGAUGAUUUAUUGUGUAGAUUUGACGACUGGUUCAAAAGCACCGCAGCAUCAUCCAAUACAUGGUUUGUACCAACACAAUCGAAAUCGAAAUGGCAUUCGAUGCUCCAUUCAGCAGUACAGUUUCUUGCGGGAGAUUUUCCUAGUAUGCCGUUAGAUUUCGUACCAUAUAUAGAGCGCAAGGUGGUACUUAAUGUUCUUCAGUGGAUAGGAGCGUCACGUGAUGGAGAUACUCGCCUCGUACCGUUGUGUUGUUAUUGGAAAAACUUGGUUGCUGUACCCUUACCGACGUUUUUGGACAAUGUCCCCAUGACAAUGGCAUCAGCAGGGACAUUACAGACACAUAUAUCCACUUCAACCACAUCAAAUAGCGCAUUAUGUUCAUCUAGUACAAAAUGCAAAUCGACAACAGUUUGUAAUGCUAAACUAUCAAACACAUCCUGCAGUUCAUCUCCUUCGUCGUCUUCAUCCUCACUGUCUACUUUGGGUGACGUCGUUUCGUGCCCAACAGAUUCCAUGAAUUCUAUGGCAGCACAAUAUGGAAUAAUACCUGAAGAUGACGGUUCGAUCAGUGAACUUUCUGUGUCGCCACCACCACCUCGAUUCCCAACCGAUUGGUCCGUUCGGAAGGCAACGGAACAGGAAGUUCAAUCAUUUCGGGAACAAGAGCGAAAACGUUACGAGAAUCCUCAUUUGGCGUUUACCUAUCGGGGGUAUUCGUAUGACAGUGUCGUAGGACCGGUCAAAGGAAUCUAUACACAAGUUCCGGGAGUAUCAAAAGCCCGAGGUCACAAUAUGCUCGUCGCGGACCGUCCAAAUUAUGUAACUAUCCUCACCUUGGUACGCGACGCAGCUGCACGUUUGCCUAACGGAGAAGGUACUCGGGCGGAUAUCUGCGAGCUCCUUAAAUCCUCCCAAUAUAUUUCGGUUACUGCUACCGAACAAAUAUUGCAAACUAUUGUUAGCGGAGCCCUCGAUCGUAUGCACACGGAGCACGAUCCAUGUGUUAAGUAUGAUGCAAAACGCAAAAUUUGGAUCUAUCUACAUCGGAAUCGAACGGAGAAAGAAUUCGAAAGGUUACAUCUACAAUAUCAAGGUAUUACAAAACACAAGAAAUCGGUUUCUUCACUAAGUCGAUCUGCAUCGCUGUUAAAGAAACAACCAAUUAAUAUAUUGCCAACUGGUACACCUUCCAGAGAAACAAUACUUUUAAAAAAUGCAGCUACCGUAACGAGUUCUCUACCACCAAAUCAACCAAAUCAAGACAAAACUAUGCUAUCACCUUCGACUUCGACGAAAUAUUCUGCCGGGUUAGUCUUUACACCGCAUAUCAAUAGAAGUUCGAUGAGUUCAUCAUGUGAAAAUCUGGAGGAAUCACUUGAAAUUUCUAAACCAUGCCUAAGUAUUACCACCAAAUCAGUGAAUGAUGAUAGUAAUAUUAAAGUUAUCGAAAGAGAAGCAUCACCACUGUGUUCUUCGAGUUUAUCAGAGCAUAGAAUUGGUGAAGCAGCACAUAUAUACACACCACAGAAAACAAUGAUAGUUUCAGCGUCUUCCAAAGCUGCGACUAUGUUGUCUCGUGGUCAGAACAAGUUCCUGCAAAAGGAAUUGGUAAAAUCGUCUUCAUUGCCUGUUUCUACAACAUCGUUCAUAUCAUCAGAAAUUGUCAAGAAGGGAUCCUCAGGCGUAGCUGUCGCUAUUCAGCAGCUAAACAGUGCGCCGAAAAUCAUUGGCUCUGGUGCACAACCAAUAAUACCUUCAUUUUUGUCUAUGGAGUCUAGUGAGCAACCAUCGUCAGCGGCAUCUUCAAACUCGGCAACGGCUGAUGGAAAAAUCGUUAACUCCGAUAUAGAACUUACACAAACCAUUCGGUCGGCCAUGAUUGAUAAGUGUAGGAAUCCUAUCUUCAGCAAGUCUACAAACUCAGUUACUGAACAGAGUGCGGGCUCUUCGCAGUCUGCCGGAAUUAUAUUUCAAAAUCUGUCAGUAUGUUCCGUACCCUCGUAUGAUAAAAAAGGUUCACAAGCUACUACUGCAGGGAUUCUGUCAGAUCUGCCACAAAAAAUUUCAACGACCAUUCAUGGAAUGGUUCGUCCAUCAGCAAAUGUAAUUAGUACUAUAACACUGGCUAAGGAUCAGCAGUCUUUGCUAACGCCAGCACAACAAAAACAAAUCAUACAGAACCUGAUAACUCAGCAACAGGUAUUGAUGGCAAAAAAAACAAUUACUCCUCAUACAACCAUGAUUUCAUCUCCGCCAUCUACGGAAUCAUUAAUUUCGGCACCCUCUCAUUCUUACCUUGGGGAAGUAAACAAUAGGAAUAUAGAAUCAGAAUUACCUUGUAAGUCCCCUGUCAUUGAAGAUGGAUCCAUGUCAAGCAUAAAGUAUCAGCAACAGAUGCAGGAAGCGGACCCACAUGUUGUGCAACACGUUUCUUCUCAAACAGUGAAAAUCCUACAUCCACCUAGCUUGGACCCAAUUGGAAUGAUUCAAGAACCACAAGAUAUAAUAGACAAAACAAUGUCUUGUGAUACGAGUAGCUCAACUUUGUCAUUAACCUCCGGCUCACAGGGUUCAACGGGCGUUAAAAUGAUAAAAAUUCAUUCACCUACUACUUCUUCUGGUUCUCAUGCAAUUCUGGCGCCAAUCGUCAUGUCCAACAACAAUAUUGGGGCAUCGGCUCCUUUGAGUAUUGCAAUGACCGAUCCUACAAUAAUAUCGACGAAUUCAGCUACAACCUCAACUAUGCGUAUAUUGAAAACGGCAACCGGUGCGGCAACUGUGGUAAAAUCAGGUGUUUCCAGUGUGAUUGGAUUAAAGCAAGUAGCGCAAUCUCAAAACAUAAUAACUAAGAUUUGCAAAGAUAGUAUGGCACCAGCAGGGAAAGUAUUCGUCACAACUAAUACUAGUUCCGGCCAACAGUUACCUCUGGAAGCUUUAUUGCAAAAAGACAUCUUCUCAGCUAAAAGCAAAGACCAAAACAGCAUAACUGUUUUGAAAAUGUCGGGAUCCAACAACACCGGACAGCAGCACUUUGUGCAAUUUCCUUCCAGUAAUAACGUUGCAUCUGUCGAUGGAAAGAUCAUUUCUACUAGUGACGUAUCAUCAAAUUCCAACAAUGCCAAAAAAUAUACCGUACUAUCGCAACUUAAUGCACGUAACAUUAUUGCUGUUUCGCCGAUAACUAGAACUACGAAUCGAUUGUCUAGUAAUGUAAUGACCGAGACUUCAAAUCCAACAACUGUCGUAUCGUCCUUAGCAUCAGAUUCUGAAACAGAUAAUUUAAAAUCUUUUAUAACAUCCAACGCCAGCAGUAUCAACAGAUCCGGCGUAUCUUCUAGCUCUACUGCAAACGUUAUUGCUAAAGUACCUGCAACAGCCAAGUUACACAAUGCCACAAAACUCAAAAUGUUUGCCUCGAACACAUCAAAUUCUCUGAGCGCUACUGUUCAGCCUACAAGACAACUUCAUUGCGCAAACAUUAUGCAGCCUCAAACAAUGAUCGGUACAUCAGGGGCAGUCAACGAUAUUCUGAACCCAAAGCUGGUUAGUGUACGCAAUGUCGCUUCGGCGAAACUGAAUACUGCGCCAUCGUUAAGCUUUACUAAAGGCUUGAAUAUUGCCAACAUUGGAGGAAAACCUAUCAUUAUUGCGAACAAUGCAUCGUUAAUAGCGAACCAAUCCGUAGUGGUGAACUCGGGAGCAUUUGGUAAUACCUACAACUCCGGUGCAGCAUCAAAGAUGACUAAUGCAAUUAGCAAGUCUACGAUUGCUUCGACCAAUCCGAACUUUUGUAUUUCACUUGACCAGAAUACAAAGUUCAAUAAAAAGACAAAUAUUGAUUUAAUCAACGUAUUAUCUACGACGAACAAAAAUGAUGGGACAGAAACCUCUACGGUUGGUUCAAGCAUAACUGCCAUGGCUCAACCUGGUCAUACGCAAACAUUAAUACUGGGAAAUCAGUUCGUUAAGGUUCAGGCCAUGCAAACAGCAGCUGUUGGAGGAAACUUGUCCAAUCGUCAACCUGAGACGUUCGUAUCGCGUAGUGUUGUCGAUGACGAAGUCUAUUCUGAUGAUGAUAAUAUUGAAACUACUUUUGCACAUCAAAAACUUCAAAACACCACUGUGGUUGAUUCUUCAACGUGUUCUAUCGUAACCAGUAUUCCUAAAAGUUUUAUCGUGAACAGUAAUACCGGUACAACUACUGCUUCAAAAUCAGCAGUAAAAAUACAACCAGCAACGCAUAGGUCCACUGGGUCGAACGUGAAGGUUCUCGAAACAAGCUCACCGCAGAUUAAUCAACAACUCCAGCGCGUCUUACUAGCUACGCCUAGCGGCCAACUUCUUACGCAACCAAUUGUUCUUCCGUCUGGUUUUCAGACAACAGGACCUAUUAACAUUAAACGUUUGAAAGUUAUCCCUGUCAGCAAACAGAGCAAGAAAUAAUCCUAGAGUUGAAAAAAAUUGAACGAAAUUCUUGUCAUUAUCUUUAUUCAGUAGGAGAAUGACAAUUAGCCGCCAUUAACAGUUGAGUUAAAUCAGUAAACCACAUUUCGUAGAUUCAAAACUGGUGUAUAAAAUUAUUCAAAAAUCAGACUACUCCAGGUUACUUUCAAUAAAAGAAAACAAAGAUAGAAGUUCUCAAAUAAUAUUUGCGAAACAUGGAGGUAAAAUAACAAAUUAAGGUAGAAUAACGAAGUAGAUUUGCAAAAAUGACCUUGAAUAGGAAUUUAUCGCAUUGCCAUUCUAGCUUCUAGUAAGUUUGAUCAUCAUUCAUGCCGCUUCGCGUUGUUGGGGUUAAAUAGAGAUACGUAUUAUUAGUAAAAAAUACAAAUAAAAUUGCAUUGUCCGUAUAAAUGAAACACGGAGCAAACAUACAACUGGUUUUCGACCUACGUGUUUUAAACUUUUAAUCACGCAAUUUGUGAUGUGCGACUAGUUUAUAAGGUUUGUGUCAGUAAAUAAAUCACGUCGCUCAA
This is a messenger RNA of Anopheles bellator, 6578 nucleotides long. RefSeq names its product nuclear factor related to kappa-B-binding protein. The coding region runs from base 1 to 6045 and encodes 2014 amino acids. Gene Ontology annotation, molecular function: protease binding. NCBI's taxonomy places the organism in Eukaryota, Metazoa, Arthropoda, Insecta, Diptera, Culicidae. The transcript has 6 exons. Gene Ontology annotation, cellular component: Ino80 complex. The record is from RefSeq and is a predicted model, not a curated record.